CUGGAGGAUGCCAUAUCUUACAGUCAUAGGCUAACAGGUCCUUUACGUCUAUCCUCAAAGACCCUUAUCGUUCAUAUGUGAUUACUGCGGUCCUGAUUAUAGCCUUCAAGCAUUCCAUUUACGACUGUGAUGUCCUUUACUUACCCCAAGGACAUGGACACCGAGCCUGAGUAUGAAGAAAAGAUAGCGAGAGAGGCGAAAGUACCGGCCGACAUCCAUAACGAUGAAGGUGAAGAAGAAGAAGACAUUGACACUCUCAUCGUUGAGUUGGAGUCCGUGGAUGGCGGUGCGGAACUAAACACACAGGAGAGCCAUCAAACCGGUCGACUACGCCCUAUCGCGGAUAACCUACUUCAGACAGAUCCCAUGACAGGCCUUGAUGAAACUGAGGCAAUCCUCCGUCGCAAAAGAUUUGGCUCCAAUGAGAUGAAGGAGGAGAAAGAAAACCUCGCACUUAAAUUCGUGUCAUUCUUUGUUGGACCCGUGCAGUUUGUUAUGGAGGCUGCAGCCGUAUUAGCUGCUUAUCUCCGAGACUGGGUAGACCUAGGGGUUAUCUGUGGCCUCCUUUUGCUCAAUGCGUCUGUGGGAUUUGUCCAGGAUUUUCAGGCUGGGUCUAUUGUCAAGGAGCUAAAGAAAUCGCUAGCGCUCAGGGCUGUUGUGUUGCGGGAUGGCAAGAUGGCAGAUGUUGAUGCAGCUGAACUGGUCCCUGGAGACAUAGUGAAAGUCGACGAGGGCACUAUAAUCCCUGCGGAUGGCAGAGUGAUGACCAAUUCACCUAUUCAAGUCGAUCAGUCUUCUGUGACGGGCGAGUCGCUGGCAGUUGACAAGCACAAAGGCGAUGUAUGUUACGCAUCAUCUACCGUGAAGCGCGGCUACGCUCGAAUUCUCAUUACAGCUACUGGCAACUGGACAUCUGUAGGACGGGCUGCGGCGCUGGUCAAUGCUGCGUCAACAGGCACCGGUCAUUUCACUGAAGUCCUCCAUGGUAUCAGUAUUGUCCUCCUUGUUCUUGUCGUCAUAACCUUGAUUGUUGUCUGGGUAUCGUCAUUCUACCGUUCAAACAAUACAACAACUAUCCUUGAGUUCACCCUAGCCAUCACUAUGAUAGGUGUUCCGGUAGGCUUGCCAGCUGUCGUUACAACCACGAUGGCCGUUGGUGCAGCAUAUCUGGCAAAGAAAAGAGCGAUUGUUCAGAAGCUCUCUGCCAUUGAAUCACUCGCCGGAGUUGAGAUACUUUGUUCUGACAAAACCGGCACAUUGACAAAGAAUAAACUAUCAUUGACAGAGCCAUACACGGUAGCUGGAGUCAAUCCUGAGGAUCUUAUGCUAACAGCAUGCUUAGCUGCUUCCAGAAAGAAGAAGGGUAUGGAUGCCAUCGACAGAGCUUUCUUCAAGGCCUUAAACGAGUAUCCAGACGCCAAAACGAUGCUCCCGCAGUUCAAGGUGCUCGAUUUCUCCCCAUUUGACCCGGUCUCAAAAAAGGUCACGGCAGUAGUGCAAUCUCCUCAGGGUCAAAGAAUCACUUGUGUCAAGGGAUCCCCUUUGUUUGUACUGAAGACAGUCCAGCAGGAUCAUCAGAUACAGGAGGAUAUUGAACAGGCAUACAAGAACAAAGUGGCGGAGUUUGCAACUCGUGGGUUCCGCUCGCUCGGCGUGGCUCGAAAGUGCGGUGAUGGCGAGUGGGAGAUCUUGGGUAUAAUGCCUUGUUCAGAUCCUCCGCGACAUGAUACUGCAAAGACUAUCAAGGAAGCGCAGACCCUGGGGCUUUCUAUUAAAAUGCUGACGGGAGAUGCUGUCGGAAUUGCUCGCGAAACUUCACGGCAGCUAGGAUUGGGCACAAAUGUCUACAAUGCAGAGCGCCUUGGGCUCGGCGGAGGAGGAACAAUGUCCGGUUCUGAAGUUUACGACUUCGUCGAAGCUGCUGAUGGAUUCGCAGAGGUCUUCCCUGAGCACAAGUACAACGUGGUGGACAUCUUACAACAGCGCGGAUAUUUGGUUGCUAUGACUGGCGACGGCGUCAACGACGCUCCAUCACUCAAGAAAGCUGAUACUGGAAUUGCAGUGGAAGGUUCCUCAGAUGCUGCGCGAUCAGCGGCUGAUAUUGUGUUUCUCGCUCCUGGCUUGUCUGCGAUCAUUGAUGCUUUGAAGACCUCGCGCCAGAUCUUCCACCGAUUCUGGAUAGCUACCAGGAACGAAAGCCUCAAUCUGCAGCUUGUGGUGUUCAUCGCCAUCUUUGCUGAUAUUGCGACGCUGGCGAUCGCCUAUGACACUGCCCCAUUUUCUAAGACUCCUGUGAAAUGGAACCUCCCCAAACUUUGGGGGAUGUCAAUCCUUCUCGGUAUUGUUCUCGCGGUAGGCACAUGGAUUACACUCACUACAAUUCUGACUGCUGGGGAAAAUGGUGGCAUAAUGCAAGACUACGGGAAGCGAGAUGAGGUUUUGUUCCUCGAAAUCUCGCUGACAGAGAACUGGCUCAUCUUCAUAACCCGAUCAGAUGGGGCAUUUUGGGCUUCGAAACGACCAUCCUGGAAACUAAUAGGAGCUAUUGCAGCAGUGGAUCUCGUGGCAACCUGCUUCUGCGUAUUUGGCUGGUUUGCUGGUGGACCAACCUCGUGGCCUACGAUACUCCGCAUCUACGUUUUCUCCUUUGGGGUAUUCUGCAUAAUGGGUGGUCUGUAUUAUCUGCUACAGGGCUCCAAGAGCUUCGACAACAUCAUGCAUGGCAAGAGUCCCGUGAGAACCGCUAAGCAACGUUCUAUUGAAGAUUUUAUGGUUAUGAUGCAACGUGUAUCUUCGCAGCAUGUGACAAGCUCGCUGAAAGGUAUGGAGAGUGGUCAAGUCACCCGUGGUGUCUAG
Aspergillus neoniger CBS 115656 is the source of this 2856-nucleotide messenger RNA. RefSeq names its product plasma-membrane proton-efflux P-type ATPase. Lineage: Eukaryota; Fungi; Ascomycota; Eurotiomycetes; Eurotiales; Aspergillaceae. Gene Ontology annotation, cellular component: plasma membrane. The transcript has 5 exons. The record is from RefSeq and is a predicted model, not a curated record. Gene Ontology annotation, molecular function: P-type proton-exporting transporter activity; ATP hydrolysis activity; ATP binding. Gene Ontology annotation, biological process: proton export across plasma membrane; regulation of intracellular pH. Bases 130 to 2856 code for a protein of 908 amino acids.